Hyla sarda is the source of this 2128-nucleotide messenger RNA. Its product is annotated as dimethylaniline monooxygenase [N-oxide-forming] 2-like. The record is from RefSeq and is a predicted model, not a curated record. NCBI's taxonomy places the organism in Eukaryota, Metazoa, Chordata, Amphibia, Anura, Hylidae. The coding region runs from base 233 to 1915 and encodes 560 amino acids. The transcript is spliced from 10 exons. Gene Ontology annotation, molecular function: NADP binding; flavin adenine dinucleotide binding; N,N-dimethylaniline monooxygenase activity.
CUGUGUCUGCAGAGCUGCCUGUGCUGUGGGUCCCCUGUCCCCUCCUCUCAGCUGUAUUCUUAUCUGUGCCGCUGACUCCUAUGCAGCUGGCUGUAAGAGGAUAAAGCCCUGCCAUGUGAGAGGGAUGAACUAACACAAAGUGACAUUUGAGGAAAAUACAGUCCGUUUAUUCUGGAUCUCCUUGCAGCACAGACACCUCUUGUUGUUACACCUAUACGAUCCUGUGGUAAUUAUGUCAAAGCGAGUGGCUAUUAUCGGUGCAGGGUGCAGCGGCCUCUCAGCCAUCAAAUGUUGUGUAGAAGAAGGCCUGAAACCCACAUGUUUUGAGCAGAGUGAUGGAAUCGGAGGACUCUGGAGGUUCACAGAAACCGUGGAAGAGGAUAGAGCGAGCAUUUAUAAAUCGGUGUUCACAAAUACGUCCAAAGAGAUGAUGUGCUACAGUGAUUUCCCAAUGCCUGAAGACUUCCCGGUGUAUCUGCAUCAUUCCAAAAUCUUAGAAUACCUCCACCUAUAUGCAGAACACUUCAACCUCUUACAAUACAUUCAGUUUCAGACUAAAGUUUGCAAUGUGAAACAACAUCAGGAUUUUGCAACUACAGGAAAGUGGAACAUUGAAAAAGAAAAUGGAGGGAAGAGGGGCGUGGAUGUUUUUGAUGCGGUUAUUGUUUGUAAUGGACACUAUAAUGACCCGUACUUGCCAUCUGACUGUUUUCCAGGUUUAGAAAAUUUCAAGGGCAGCCACAUUCACAGUCGUUUCUACAAAACAAGUGAUGAGUAUCGGGGGAAAACAGUGGUGGUUGUGGGAACAGGGAAUUCAGCUGGAGAUAUUUCUGUGGAACUCAGCCAUAUUGCAAAACAGGUUUACCUUAGCACCAGACAUGGAUCUUGGGUAGUUAGCAGAAUUUCCCGAGGUGGAUUUCCAAUAGACAUGACAAUGUCAAGACGAUACACUAUGUGGAUCAAGAAUUUACUGCCGAGAAUGCUUGCUGCCAAGAUAAAUGAGAAGAUCAUGAGUAGCUGGUUUCACCACUCAAACUUUGGCUUGGAACCUAAAUUCAGGUUAAAACAUCCAAUUGUAAAUGAUUACCUCCCCAGCCAGAUCUUACAGGGAUCAAUCGUGGUGAAGCCCAAAAUUACAUCAUUCUCUGACACAUCUGUCAUUUUUGAAGAUGGGUCUGUGGCAGAUGUGGAUGAAAUAAUUUUUGCUACGGGAUACAGUACGAUGUAUCCUUUUCUGGAUGAUGAUAUAAUCAAACUUAAUAACAACGAUGUCUCCUUAUAUAAGUACGUGUUUCCAAUUUAUCUGGAAAAACCAACACUUGCAUUUCUGGGACUCGUUCAGCCUCUUGGACCCAUCAUGCCGACCGUUGAAUUACAGGCUCGUUGGGCAACCAGAGUGUUCAGUGGUGCAGCUCAACUACCAUCAGUCAAGAAGAUGGAAAACUACUGCCUAAAAAGCAAGGACAUAAAAAAUAAAUGGUUUGGUCUGGGGAGGACUCAAGUUCUCCAAACACAUUACAUUGACUACAUAAAUGAUGUUUCAAAAGAAAUUGGAGUCCACCCAAACAUGAUCUUUAUUUUUCUCACUGACCCAAGAUUGGCAUGGCAGGUAUUUUUCGGGCCAUGUACCCCUUACCAGCUGCGGCUCAAUGGACCUGGGAAAUGGUCUGGGGCCAGAAAGGCCAUUCUUACACAGUGGGAAAGAACAAUAAAGCCAACCAGGACACGGGUUUUACAUGAAUGUCCUGAAUCCUGGAUAAACAUUAGGAGUGUGCUGGUUAUUGGUUCACUAUUAGCAGCAAUAUGGUUAUUAAGAGCAAGAUGUAAUGCUGGACCGAGUGGGCACUGCCCAUGGACCACUAAUGGCGCCUCUUGGACCAAAAUAUUUUCAAUGGCUAGAACAAAUCCUAUGUGAUGAUAUGAGCAACAGAAAAUGUUAUUUUUAGAUUGAUAUUUAUAAGCUCAUUGUCCACUGAAUUGACACAAAUUUUGGGUAAUAUGUUAGAGCUGCUAUUCUUUCUGUAACCAAAUUUUUAUGUAUUUUCAUAUGUUUAUAAUCAUUUUUAUGAUUUUAUAUUAAAAGGAGAAAAAAGAGUGUUUGUGUUUGUAACUGGGAUACUCUCACACC